Molecule: messenger RNA, 4208 nt
Organism: Artibeus jamaicensis (Jamaican fruit-eating bat)
Lineage: Eukaryota; Metazoa; Chordata; Mammalia; Chiroptera; Phyllostomidae
Gene: KHSRP
Product: KH-type splicing regulatory protein
Exons: 20
Coding region: 138-2465 (775 amino acids)
Biological process (GO): regulation of DNA-templated transcription
Cellular component (GO): cytoplasm; nucleus
Molecular function (GO): mRNA binding
Source: RefSeq, a predicted model, not a curated record
CUUCCCUGCCGCUGGGUUCCCAGAGUGCUCCGCGGCCGUGUGGAGCGAGGCCUUGUUCCCGCGUUGAGCCGCCGCCGCCGCCGCCGCCUCCUCCUUCUCAGCUUCAGCUUCCGCGCCAGGUCCGGCCCCGCCGCGCCAUGUCGGACUACAGCACGGGAGGACCCCCGCCCGGGCCGCCGCCGACCGCCGGCGGGGGCGGGGGUUCUGGGGGCGCCGGGGGAGGCCCUCCACCGGGCCCGCCAGGCGCGGGGGACCGGGGCGGCGGGGGCCCGGGCGGGGGGUCUGCCGGGGCCUCUUCGCAGACCCCCGGCGGGGGCGGCCCAGGAAUUCGCAAGGACGCCUUCGCCGACGCUGUGCAGCGGGCCCGCCAGAUCGCAGCCAAAAUUGGAGGCGACGCUGCUACAACAGUGAAUAACAGCACUCCUGAUUUUGGUUUUGGGGGCCAAAAGAGGCAGUUGGAAGAUGGAGACCAACCAGAGAGCAAGAAACUGGCUUCUCAAGGAGACUCCAUCAGUUCUCAACUUGGACCUAUUCAUCCUCCCCCCAGGACUUCAAUGACAGAAGAGUACAGGGUUCCAGAUGGCAUGGUGGGGCUAAUCAUUGGCAGAGGAGGAGAACAGAUUAACAAAAUCCAACAGGAUUCAGGCUGCAAAGUCCAGAUCUCUCCAGACAGUGGUGGCCUCCCUGAGCGCAGUGUGUCCUUGACAGGAGCCCCAGAAUCUGUCCAGAAAGCAAAGAUGAUGUUGGAUGACAUCGUCUCUCGUGGUCGUGGGGGCCCCCCAGGGCAGUUCCAUGACAAUGCCAACGGGGGCCAGAAUGGCACGGUGCAGGAGAUUAUGAUCCCUGCAGGGAAGGCUGGCCUGGUCAUCGGCAAAGGCGGGGAGACCAUUAAGCAGCUACAGGAACGAGCUGGAGUAAAGAUGAUUUUAAUUCAAGAUGGUUCCCAGAAUACAAAUGUGGACAAGCCCCUUCGGAUCAUUGGGGAUCCUUACAAAGUGCAGCAAGCCUGUGAGAUGGUGAUGGACAUCCUCCGGGAGCGUGACCAGGGUGGCUUUGGGGACCGGAAUGAGUAUGGAUCCCGGAUUGGUGGAGGCAUUGAUGUGCCAGUGCCUAGGCAUUCUGUUGGCGUGGUCAUCGGCCGGAGUGGAGAGAUGAUCAAAAAGAUCCAGAAUGAUGCCGGUGUGCGGAUCCAGUUUAAACAAGAUGAUGGGACGGGUCCUGAGAAGAUAGCUCACAUAAUGGGGCCCCCAGACCGGUGUGAGCACGCAGCUCGGAUUAUCAAUGACCUCCUCCAGAGCCUUAGGAGCGGUCCCCCAGGCCCUCCAGGAGGUCCUGGCAUGCCCCCAGGAGGCCGUGGCCGAGGAAGGGGCCAAGGCAACUGGGGCCCACCUGGUGGGGAGAUGACCUUCUCCAUCCCCACUCACAAGUGUGGGCUAGUCAUAGGCCGAGGUGGCGAGAAUGUGAAAGCCAUAAACCAGCAGACAGGCGCCUUUGUAGAGAUAUCCCGGCAGCUGCCACCAAACGGGGACCCCAACUUCAAACUGUUCAUUAUCCGUGGCUCACCCCAGCAAAUUGACCAUGCCAAGCAGCUCAUUGAGGAGAAGAUUGAGGGUCCCCUCUGCCCAGUUGGACCCGGCCCAGGGGGACCAGGCCCUGCUGGCCCCAUGGGGCCCUUCAAUCCUGGGCCCUUCAACCAGGGGCCACCAGGGGCUCCCCCUCAGGGUCCUGCGUCAUCUUUCAGAAGCAAUGGUUCGGGACCCAAACAUGAUCCAGCCCAGCCCUCUGUUUCACAGACACCGUCUUUUACAAGAUGCUAUAGUGCCGGGGGCCCCCCUCCUCACCAGUACCCACCCCAGGGAUGGGGCAAUACCUACCCCCAGUGGCAACCACCUGCUCCUCAUGACCCGAAUAAAGCUGCUGCAGCCGCCGCAGACCCCAACGCAGCCUGGGCCGCCUACUACUCACACUACUACCAGCAGCCCCCAGGCCCUGUGCCUGGUCCUGCCCCUGCCCCCGCAGCUCCACCUGCCCAGGGUGAGCCGCCUCAGCCCCCGCCUGCUGGCCAGUCAGACUACACAAAGGCCUGGGAAGAGUAUUACAAAAAGAUUGGUCAGCAGCCCCAGCAACCUGGAGCUCCCCCACAGCAGGACUACACAAAGGCCUGGGAGGAGUACUACAAGAAGCAGGCUCAAGUGGCCACUGGAGGGGGUCCAGGAGCACCCCCAGGCUCCCAGCCAGACUACAGUGCUGCCUGGGCUGAAUACUACCGACAGCAAGCCGCUUACUACGGACAGACCCCAGGUCCUGGCGGCCCCCAGCCUCCACCCACACAGCAGGGACAGCAGCAGGCAAGUGGGAAUUGCCACCCUCCUCCUCCUCCUUUUUCCUUCCAACCCCCAGCCACCGUUCAUCCUGCCUUAGUGGGUAGCGCCGGAAAUCCCUUCCCCUGCGGGGUGUGUCCUUGAUGCCUGCAGCGGGGGCCGUGUGGCCGGAGGUCUCCAAGAGUCCCCAUGAGCCAGGGGAAGUGUGCGCUGGGUCCAGAGGUUAAAGAAGAGGCCUCCCUCCGCCGGCUCGCUUGUUCCUGUGUAAUGCUGUCGUGAUGCUGGGGGCGAGUGCGAGACAGAUAAAAGGUGGAACUGUUGAACUGGUGGAUAGUCCUGGGGGUGGGGGGCAGACCAGCCACUGAAACGGUCACCAACCUGGCUGCUAACUCAAAAUCUGGCCACUUGGGAAGAAAAUGGAUAUUUUUCCCCCUCUGCAUUACUUUUUUUGGCUUUUGUUUGUUUUGUUUUUAAACCCACGAUCUUCUCCCCGACUGUGUCCAAGUGACUGUGUUUGCAGGCAGCCCCAGCGUGGGGUGGCCCUGGCUCCAGCAGGGACGUGGGGAGCCUGCCAAGGGGACCAGCCCUGGAGCCCCUCUGCUCCACCUGGGUUUGGCCUCUGCUCUCACGCCCGUGUCUGUGUCCCGGUCUUGUCUGUGAAGUGGGCAUGAUGAUCGCUGCCACCUUCCAACCUACCUCACAGGGGUGUUGUGGGGACACCGUGAUCUCUGAGAUUGUUCAUGUUGUGAUGCGCCGGGAGCCACCGCUUUCUCCCCUGCUGACCCUCACUUCGCUUCUCUCUCUCCCGCGGUCCCUGCUUUCUCCUUCUUCCCUUUGUGUCACUCUUUCUCCUCCUCCUCCAUCAAGGAGCCAGUCAUCAGCCAGUCAUCAGCCGAGUCCCUGGAGCACUUCACUAGACAGUUACAGACAUACCUGUUAGCCAUCGUUUUUGGAAGAGGGGCUUCCUGGCCCCCUCCUUACAGUCCCCUCAGUUUCCCGCCCCUGCCUCCCCCUCCCCAUAGUGACCAAUUCCUAUCUCUUCCCUCUCCGCAGGCUCAAUGAAUCGAAUGAAUGUGAACUUCUUCAUCUGUGAAAAUUCUUUUAAUAUUAUUUGUUUUGUUUGGGGGUUUUCUUCUUUGGUUUUGGCUUUUCUUUUUCUUUUUUUUUUCUUUUUCUUUCCUCCAUUUGUUAGGUGAGAGAGCGACGGCUGCCGUAAGGGUGUGGGGAGCCCUCUCUGAGUGGCGGCUUGGAGGGCAGUGCUGGCUCUCGCUCUCUCGCUUUUUGUGUCUCACAUGCUUUUUUUUUUUUUCUUUUAAAUUUGGGGUCCUUAAUGUUGAGCCAGACAUAGAAGAUAGUGAGAACUAAGUCUCUGCCAAAAAAAAUUUUUUUUAAAUAAACACGAAGUGAAACAAGACCUAUAAGAUUAUAUAUAUAUAUAUAUAAAUCUCUAUACCCACCCUUCCUGAAACUGCUUCUUUCAAGGGAAAGUAAUUCAUUUUCUCUCUACCACUCUUGGCCCUCUUCAUGUUUUUAAAAUAAACUUCUAAAAAGGAAAAAAAGUCAAUCUUGCUAUUUCUUUUUUUUUAGUUAGAGUUGGAACAUUCCUUGGACCAGGUGUUGAUAUUGCAGGAAACCACCCCCCACCCCACCCCCUUGCAUCAGUUGAGCCCCUCUGCCUCUCUGCUCCUCUCGCUCCUCCCUCUGCCCGAGCUCGGCUUCCCGCAGCCCCUCCUUCCCGCGUCCUCUCUCCCAGGACUGGUCUGUCAUGUUUCAUCUGUUCAAGAGGACAUUGAAACUGCAAACAAAUUGAGAACAAAAAAAUUGUAUGGCAGUUUUUACUUUUUAUCGCUCGUUUUUAACUUCACAAAUAAAUGAUAACAAAACCUC